Molecule: messenger RNA, 1427 nt
Organism: Danaus plexippus (monarch butterfly)
Lineage: Eukaryota; Metazoa; Arthropoda; Insecta; Lepidoptera; Nymphalidae
Product: oocyte zinc finger protein XlCOF26-like
Exons: 2
Coding region: 199-1161 (320 amino acids)
Source: RefSeq, a predicted model, not a curated record
AUAUGAUGAUCCCAGGGAGUAUAGGAAUCAUAUAGAUGAAGAGCAUCCGUCGUUUAAUGUUGCGAAAGCAUUCGCCCACUCUGUCAACAAUUAUACAGAGUUCCUGAAGAAGUGCAUUGCUUAGUCUCAGCCCGAAACAACGCGAAGGUAGUUUUGAAAUACUCCACAGCGUAUCCGUUUAGGAUACCGAGUCAUUCAAUGGUUUGCGUCUACUGCUGUGAAGCAUAUGACGAUCCAAAGAUAUACCGACAGCAUAUGGACCAGGAGCACGCUUCAUUCAACGUGAACACAGCGUUCGCGCACUCUGGACACAACUGUACAGAGUUUCUCAAAGUAGAUUGCACGGAAUUAUUAUGUAGGAUAUGUCAGCAACCCUUCAACACGAUCGAUGCUGUAGCUGAACAUUUAUCUAAGAUACAUGAAAAGAACGUGGAUUUGAAAAACGAUGUCGGAAUGCAGAUGUUUAAACUGGGUGCGGAAAGAUGGGUCUGUGCGAUUUGUAAUAUAAAACUGCCCAGCCUUCGGGAGCUGAGUCGCCACACGAGCUGUCAUUAUCACAGAUAUACUUGCGAGACUUGCGGUAAAUCGUAUAUAAAUAAAGAAAACCUUCAACGUCACAUACAGUUCGUGCAUAGCAAAUAUAAAAUUUGCAUUAAAUGUAAGAAGACGUUCCCGACUUGUGAGGAACGGAGGGAGCAUGUAUUAUCCUCAGAGCGGUGUUGGCCACAGAGUUGUAGCGUAUGUGGCAAGAGAUUUGUGUCUAGAAAUUUAAAGCUUGACCAUUUGGCCAAAGAACACGGCCAAAAGCCCAAGUCCUAUACAUGUCCGGAAUGUGGAAUAGUCUUCGACAAAUGGCAUCCGUAUCGCGCGCAUUUCAUAUUGGCUCACACGAAUGAUAACUACAGCUGUUCACAUUGCGGUCUUAAGUUUGAUAGAAAGAAAUCCCUGGAGGAGCAUAAAGUAAUGCACACAAAAGAGAAAUCUUUUCAUUGCGGCGAUUGCGGGAAGUCAUUCGCGCGUAAAAAGAAUUUGAUCCAGCAUAGUUGGAUACAUAGCGAAUACAAAAGAUUUGAAUGCACCUCGUGUAAUAAAAGUUUCAAUCAGCGCGUUAGUUGGAAGACCCAUAUGAAGUCCUAUCAUCCGGAAUUAGUAGAUUUUUGACUAAAUAAAAUUAUGAAAGACCACUUAAGUACAUGUCACGUAAAGUUUCUGCUAUAAAAACCAAGUUAUACGCUAUGUAAGAUAAGUUUUAUGAGAGGGGAAUGAAACGUCUGCUAUAAUAUUUUUCUGUAGCUCCUUGUUUCUUAUAAAUAUUCAGUUAAUAUCGCUCUUAUAUAUUUUAUAUAUGGCCCAGAAGUUAUUUUUGAAACGGGUAUACAAAUAGGGCAAUUGUAAGUUAACAUUAUUAAAUAAAGUUUAUUUUGAAU